This is a messenger RNA of Emiliania huxleyi CCMP1516, 1269 nucleotides long. RefSeq lists its product as hypothetical. The coding region runs from base 1 to 1269 and encodes 422 amino acids. NCBI's taxonomy places the organism in Eukaryota, Haptophyta, Isochrysidales, Noelaerhabdaceae. The transcript is spliced from 5 exons. The record is from RefSeq and is a predicted model, not a curated record.
AUGCCGUACGUCCCGCCGCACCGCCGAAACCAGGUCCCGGCGCCAGCUGCCGGCGCAGAGUCGCAAGGCAAGUCGCUCAGCGACCUCGUCGACAGGCCGCCGCCGCGGCAGCAGCGCGAGCCGCUCCGCGCCGGCGGCGGCGGUGCGGGCGGCGGCCUCGACUCGCGUGGGCCGCCGCGUCACGGCGGCGCCGCCGACCUCUCAAGGUCGGCGCUGCGGGCGCCGCCGCCCGACAAGGACUACUCUGUCGACCGGGGCCGGGACUUGUCAGUCGACCGACUGGCCGAGGCUACCGGCUAUAAGUACAACCCAAAGGGCGCGCCGUCACGCUUCGGCUCCGCUGGCCGCAACCCGCACCGGCCGCUGGGCGAGGGCGAGGACGUGCCGGGCGGGGCGCGGCUCGACGAGGACGGCAUGGUGUACGACAUGGGCGGCGGCCAGUGCACCUAUUUCCAGGACCGGAUGCGGCAGUACCCCUUUGCGACAGAGACGGCGGGGCUCGCGCUGCUGCGCCGGCUCCUCCUCGUCGAGCGGCGCCCUCGAUCAACGCCACCUCGGAGGAACGAGAGGAGCGAGCACCUGUACGUGAUGAAGCCGACGAUGAAGUCCGCGCCAAAGAGCGGCGGCGGUGGCAGCGGCGAGGGUGAGAAUGGCGGCAACGGCGGCGGCGGUAGCAGCGGCGGGCGGCCUCUCCUGCGCGUGGCGUCGCUCGGGGGAGGGCCCGGGUACGAGCUGCUCGCCUUGGCUUGGUACUUGGAGCAGCUCGCAGGGGAGCGAGGCGUGGCGCCGCCGAGGCUUGACUUGGUCUCCCUCGACCUGCAGCCGUCGUGGGAGCCGUACCUGCUCGCGCUGCCAGAGCCGGCCGAGGCGGAGGCGGGUGGCGGCGGCACCACGUACCGCUUCGCGCAGUGGGAUAUCAAGGCGGGCGUCGACGCGCGCGACGCGGCGGGCGGCCCGCUCGACCUCUGCCUCGUCUCGAACGUGCUCGUCUACUGUUCCGACGAGCCGUCCGCCGCCGUGCUCGCCGCGCUGCUGGAGAGCGGCGUCAAGGCGAUCCUCCUCAAUGAACGCGGCGGCGAGCAAAAGAUGGUCGGCAUGGUCGAGCGGCACGGCGUCGUCGUCGCCAAGCUGCUCGACCAGGACUCCGCUGCCGGCCGGGACGACAGGCAGCUCGUCUUUGCGCCUGCCGGCACUUCGCUGCCGAGCCCGAGCGGAGCGCUGGCGCAUGUGUUUCCCAACGUGCCGUAUGAGGAGUCAAAGCAGAGGUAG